Racocetra fulgida is the source of this 769-nucleotide messenger RNA. The record is from the annotation of a GenBank genome assembly. NCBI's taxonomy places the organism in Eukaryota, Fungi, Glomeromycota, Glomeromycetes, Diversisporales, Gigasporaceae.
AUGCAGAAACGUCAACAAGGAUAUAUACAACUUUCGAAUCCGACUUCUUUGACGGAAUCUUCCGCUCAAAAGCCUUCUGUUAUAGAUCCACAAACCGAACCUCAAGUUGGCGGAAGAGCCAGGGUAAAAUCGAAACAGCCUAAUAGAACCACAAAGACUUCUCAAAAACUAAAACUUUUUCCAGAAGAACAAACUAAUGUUGAAGAAACGAAUGAUGGAAAAUUCAAUCAAACCGGUCAACUUACACAGGGAACUGCUAGAAGAGAAGCUGAAAGACUUAGCAAACAAGAACGACUUAAACUUCCCCGGGUCACUGCAUAUUGCACCGCUGCCAUAUAUACUCCGUUUUCCUUUCGUCCUCCUAAACCACCAACUGCUGAUCUUUUAGGUAUCGAGGAUUCUGUAAUCCUUCCUCAAGAACAGGACAAUGAAACUCCUGAAGUUAUUUUCUUUGAUUAUGGUGUUGUUGUCAUCUGGGGUAUGAAAGAAGUUGAAGAAAAAAGUCUAUUACGUGAAUUAAUUGCCUUCGAAGACGAAAAAUUAGCUCCUGAGGUUGUCGAAACUGAAGAAUUUCAUUUUCAUUAUGCCGCUUCUUCUCAGCCAAGAAUCUAUAAUGAUGUGAUUACUCUUAAACAUUCCGGCAAUUAUAUGGUGAAAGUUACAAUAUCUCACGCCAUUGCUCAAUCUGUCAAAAUGACCUUAUUUGAAGGAUUAAUUGAAGAUACUAUCGAGGCUACAAAACAUAUUCCGAUAACUAUGGCUGAAACGG